AUGACAGCUUAUUGGAAAGCCCGCAAGUUCGAAAUCAUCGCUUGGGUUAUCGUAGGUGUCCUCCUGAUCGUUUCCCUCGCCUGGUGCUGCUGCUCCAAGCCCAGGACCCGUGCGCGAUCAGCGACCCCAUUUGUGCAGCCCCAUCGAUACCCUGGUGAUCACGAUGCCGAGCUUGCUCCUCUUCCACGCGCUUUCGUUCCCGUGCCUCUGUAUGAGGGUUACGAGCGUGACGUUCGGGUGCCAAAUAAUGCGGAGUUGGAGAAGCGUGCGGACGGGUACUUUUACCCCAAGCGACCAGAGGAAGUAAGGAUGACAAGCUGUCCCAAUACGUAG
Messenger RNA from Didymella exigua CBS 183.55, 333 nucleotides. RefSeq lists its product as uncharacterized. Bases 1 to 333 code for a protein of 110 amino acids. The transcript has a single exon. The record is from RefSeq and is a predicted model, not a curated record. NCBI's taxonomy places the organism in Eukaryota, Fungi, Ascomycota, Dothideomycetes, Pleosporales, Didymellaceae.